This is a messenger RNA of Phaeoacremonium minimum UCRPA7, 1584 nucleotides long. Its product is annotated as putative fungal alpha-l- protein. Gene Ontology annotation, biological process: L-arabinose metabolic process; arabinan metabolic process; pectin catabolic process. Bases 1 to 1584 code for a protein of 527 amino acids. Gene Ontology annotation, molecular function: alpha-L-arabinofuranosidase activity. NCBI's taxonomy places the organism in Eukaryota, Fungi, Ascomycota, Sordariomycetes, Togniniales, Togniniaceae. The transcript is spliced from 2 exons. The record is from RefSeq and is a predicted model, not a curated record.
AUGAACUCAGGAUGUUCUGAGGUGUGCUCGUCCCCUUUUCUCUUUGCCCUGAAAGUGCUCAUCAUGUCUUCACUAACCGCCAGUCUCGGACGCGCUUCCGGGCUUGGUCUGUUGGCCCUUUUGACCACAGCCUCUCUUGCUGCUGCCGGACCCUGCGAUAUCUACUCCUCGGGAGGAACGCCCUGCAUUGCCGCGCACAGCACCACUCGGGCCUUGUAUAGCGCUUACACUGGCGGGCUUUACCAGGUGAAGCGUGGCUCUGACAAUACCACAACCAUCAUCGCGCCCCUGUCAGCCGGUGGUGUUGCAAAUGCUGCUACCCAGGACUCUUUCUGCUCCGGGACAACCUGCCUAAUUACGAUUAUCUACGACCAGUCCGGCCGAGGUAAUCAUCUCACCCAGGCUCCUCCCGGAGGUUUCAGCGGUCCGGAUGCCAACGGCUACGACAACCUGGCUAGUGCAAUUGGCGCUCCAGUGACUCUAAACGGUCAAAAAGCCUAUGGUGUCUUCAUCUCACCCGGCACCGGCUACCGCAAUAAUGCUCCUAGCGGUACAGCUAAAGGUGACGCAGCAGAAGGCAUGUAUGCGGUCCUUGAUGGCACCCACUACAACGGCGGCUGCUGCUUUGACUACGGCAACGCCGAGACUAAUAGUCACGAUACGGGCAAUGGUCACAUGGAGGCCAUCUACUUUGGUACGAGUACCGGCUGGGGAACUGGAGCUGGAUCUGGGCCAUGGAUAAUGGCUGAUCUUGAAAACGGCUUGUUUUCUGGAUCCAGCUCUGGUUACAACGCCGGUGACCCAUCGAUCUCUUAUCGAUUUGUUACUGCGGUCAUCAAGGGAGAACCAAACCAGUGGGCGAUUAGGGGUGCUAACGCUGCGUCCGGCUCGCUGUCAACAUAUUACAGCGGAGCGCGCCCAUCUGCCUCUGGCUACAAUCCAAUGUCUAAGGAGGGCGCGAUCAUUCUGGGCAUCGGUGGUGACAACAGCGUCAGCGCUCAGGGCACGUUCUAUGAGGGCGUCAUGACCGCUAGCUAUCCAUCAGAUGCUACCGAGAACUCGGUACAAGCUAACAUUGUGGCCGCCAAAUACGCCACCACCUCGUUGAGCAGCAGUCUCACGGUUGGAUCAUCCAUCUCUUUGCGGGUCACUACGGCUGGCUAUGACACGCGUUAUAUUGCGCACACCGGCACCACCGUAAACACGCAGGUCGUCACUUCAUCAAGUGCUACCACGCUCAAACAGCAGGCUAGUUGGACCGUUCGCACCGGCCUUGGAAACAGUGCUUGCUAUUCUUUCGAGUCCAAGGAUACCCCUGGAAGCUACAUUCGACAUUAUAAUUUCGCACUACUCGUUAAUGCUAACGAUGGCACCAAGCAGUUCUACGAGGACGCGACUUUCUGUCUCCAAUCUGGCCUGAACGGUCAGGGCAAUACGAUUCGGUCCUGGAGCUACCCAACUCGCUUCUUCCGCCACUACGCCAAUGUCCUGUACAUUGCGAGCAAUGGCGGUCUCCACACAUUUGAUGCGGCUGCUUCAUUCAAUGACGAUGCAAGCUUUGUGAUCAGCACUGGCUUUGCUUGA